CCCCCAUUUUGUUGCAUGGGGGUGUCCAGCCGGGGCUGAGGAGAGGGGUGGGGCGGGAGCGCGCGCGGCGACCGUUGGCGGGCCGUUGCCUCCCGCUGCCCCAUGAGCUCGACGACGACGACGGCGGCGGCGGCCCUCGCUGAGGGGGCGGCCCUGGCUGAGGGGGCCGCCGUGCCCUACGCGGUAGAGCUGGGGCUGACCGUGCUCCACACGGCGCUCUACGCCGCCCUCUUUCUCUUCGCCUACCUGCAGCUUUGGCUGCUCCUCUACUACCGGGAGCGGCGGUUGAGCUACCACACGCUCUGCCUCUUCCUCUGCCUGCUCUGGGCAGCCCUCAGGACCACCCUCUUCUCCUUCUACCUGCAAAACUCCCUGCAGGCCCUCCGUCUCCAGCAGCCCUUCGCCCACUGGCUCCUCUACUGCCUGCCCGGCUGCCUGCUCUUCUCCAGCCUCUGCCUCCUCAACCUCUAUUUCGCUGAGGUCAUAUUCAAAGUGAAAUGUGCAGCUGAAUUCAACAAGUACAAGGUCCUGUUGUACCUGGGCUCCGUAUUUACCAGCCUCCUCUUCUUAGUUGUGAACUUAACUUGUGCAAUGUUAAUCCAUGGUGAGGUCCCGGAGAACCAGCUGAGGUGGACAGUCCUUGCCCGUGCCCUAGUCAACGACAGCCUCUUCAUCCUCUGUGCCAUCUCGCUGGCUUGCUGCAUGUGCAAACUAGGAAAGAUGUCUUCAGCGAAUGUCUACCUCGAGUCUAAGGGAACAUCUGUCUGCCAGGCUAUUCUUGUGGGAUCUGUAGUCGCUCUUCUAUAUUCCUCAAGGGCUUGCUAUAACCUGGUAGCUGUGGCCAUAUCUCCAGACAAUGUUCCUGGUCCUUUUAACUAUGGCUGGGACAACCUUUCAGACAAGGUGCAUGUGGAAGUGAGCAGUGAAGAGUACGUGGUGUUCGGAGUGGUCCUCUUCCUCUGGGAGCUGGUGCCAACGACUUUUGUGGUGCUGUUCUUCCGGGCUCAGAGACUGAGUCAGAAUUUGACUGCGGCGGGGAUGGUCAAUAGUCACAGUUACAGCUCCAGAGCCUACUUCUUUGACAAUCCGAGGCGCUAUGACAGUGAUGAUGACUUGUCACGGCUUGGGGCCAGAGAAGGAGGCUUGGCCACCCCUCAGUGCUCUGGCUGCUAUGGGUCCCUGGCAGGGAAUGACAGCUACGCAGUGGGUCCCCAUCUCAGCGGAACCGCUACAGACAGUGCCCCCUUGCUCUUCGCCGCAGGCGGCUCGGAGAUGAAUAAUCACCAUAGCUCAUACCCUGCACCACAGAACUGAAGAGGCUGCGAGGUCCCUUUCUUCUCAGAAGUGGCAUUCAUGUAUAGGAUUGUAACCUGGUUUUCUCCUUCCUUCUUCCCUGAAGCAUCUAACUCAUCGACACAAACAUUCCACUACCUGCUGCAGCUGUAAGCAGGACUGAGCCUAUGGCUGCAGGCAGUAAGCAAGAGAACUGUGACUUUAAGGUACCAUGUAGCAAAGUGAAGCUGAACUCUCUGGAAGCUUUUUCUUGGUCUGGUCUUCAAGAUGUUGGCAGCUAAAUGCACCAGAGCUUCCUCACUAGAAAAGAAACAUCAAAUGCAUAUUUGCACUUUUAUCUGCACACUUGGAAGGAACGAAUCUCGCUCAGACUGUGCUUAGUCUGAGACUGUUCUAGUUACUCUUUUAAUUGCACAUCCAUAGCUGGGAGAGGCACUGUCUUCCUGCAAAGACGUGUUCCGUGAAGUACUCUGCAUCCUGACUCACUUGGGAGUGUGAAGCUCUGUUAAGCGAGCGUGUUACGGGCAGGGCCUCCUGCGGUGAAUGUUAAAGCAUACUGUGCCAUAUUCACGCCUGGCAGGGCUGAGGCCUCUGGGCUCAGUGUGGUCUUGCUCUGGCUGCUGGUCCUUGUUUCACCUUGUUGCUGAACUGUCCUACGUAGGACUGUGGGUUCAAAGCUGAGCUCAAAGCAUAUCCUAGCGGAGGCCUGCGAGGGUGAGGUCAAGUGCUCCUACUGGCUUAAAGAUCACUACGUUGUAACCAACCCACUAGCUUAUGGCAAAGGAAGAGGGCUGGCUUGGAUGGUAGCUGCUGUCAAGUGAGGGGGCAAGACUUUAUAGGCUGCUGCCUUCAGGGAAAGCUUCAAGCUGGAGCUGGCUCAGCAAGAGUGUGCGUGCAGGAUCACGUGUGGCCCCAAGAGUAUGUAAAACUAGGACUGCUUUAACUGGUGGGUGGUGAGAGCAGUCUUGCUCCCCCCUCCACUUCACCCAUGGUGGGGCUCCCCUUUUUCCCCCCUCAGUAUUAAAUUGCAUUUAGCAGAUAACCAAGAGUUUGAACCUGAAGUGAAUGUGAACUGGUGGGGUCCCCACUGGGGAGGAGGCAAUGCCUGCUGUUGUGGAGGGAAGUGGCAGACACUGCAGAGAUCUGUUCCCUGGGUUCCUUGCUCUCCCCUCCCCUGCCAUGGGGUGGGAUGGUGGGCCUGGAGUCCUCCUGCUGCCACACAGCUGUGUCAGCAGCGCUUGGUGUUGUACACAGGGUUUGACUGUGCUGGGUCAGUCUGGGAGGAGGUUUCUCUGUCUCUCUUUAACCAAAAUAGCCAAGUUUGACCUGGCCUAUAGCUCUGUUGGGCCCUUGGAGAUGAGGCUUGCUGUUAUUCCUGGCUUGUCCCUGAGCCUGAUGUGGGGAUGAGCGAAGCAGCUUUGGGCACAGACUUGGAUGGAGACACUGGUCCAGGGGCGACAGCUGCUCUGACCUCUAGUGACAACCUGAACUGGAACUGCUUUUUAACCCACCUAGAGCUGCUCCUGCUGUUCAAACCCAAGCCUGACACUGAAGGGCCCAGCUGGGGUGAAGGACUUACCUGUGCACAGAGUGGUACGGUGCUGCCCGGCUUGGUGUGGGAUGCUGGGCUGGCCUCUGGAGCUGGAGGGACCCCGAGGCAGCCUCAGUGUCUGCAGCUGUGUGUGAGAGAAACCCCAAGCACUGGGGCAGCCCCGGCCUCUCCUCACUUGCCACGUGCUCACUAGUAUGGUCUGGUCACUCAGUCACCCACCUCGCUUUUACUGAGCUAGAUGUCACUUGUCACGCUGAGAACACCCUGUCCUUCUGUGUGGUCUCCUGUGCUGGCUUGUGGGCCUCUCCCUGCUAACCUGCUUCACUCUUGCUGGCCCAAAAAAAGGAGCAAACCCUGCUUCUUUUUGGAGAAGGCUCUGCGAUGAUAACUUUCAGCACAUCCCUCUUGCUCUAGUACUUGAACCAGAGAGCUCUGCCCUGACUGCCGUGGCUCUCCUGGCUGCUCCACCUUGCUUGUUGUAAAGGACCUGUCUCCUUGCCUCGGCUGGGGUGCAGAAACAGGCUGCUCCAUCUCAAUCACGGCUUGACUUAUGGCAAAGCUAAUGAAGGACCUGGACUCGGUGCGUUGCCCUUCUUUCUUCUCCCAUAAGUCACCAAAGACAGUAAGUGACGCUAGUGGCCCCUGUUCUUGCUUAAAUUCCAAAGCACUAGGAGCACUUUAAGUUUUCUUCGGAGGGAAAGGAGUGUAGUGCAAAAAAAAAAAAUUAAAAAAUAAAAAAUUAAAGGGCUACAGGCUCAUUGUUCAUAUUGCACUGAAGCACACAACAACAAUACGAUCUUCCUGGCAUUAGGAUGGCAGGUCAGGGCAGUGAGUCUCGUUGCUAAUGUACUCGUGAGUGACUGGCAAAGUGUUUUGGUUUUACUCAUUUGUAUGGAUGGCCGUUAAUUUCAAAACUCUGACCGCUCCUGCUGGGGCUGGUCCCGUGUUUUACUGAAGUAAUUUAUAGCUGAGAAGUACAAUGACUUUUUUAAUGCAUAGUUGCCUUUCAUUAAACUUUCUUUUUUUGG
Messenger RNA from Harpia harpyja (harpy eagle), 3873 nucleotides. It is a transcript of the gene GPR137C, whose product is annotated as G protein-coupled receptor 137C. NCBI's taxonomy places the organism in Eukaryota, Metazoa, Chordata, Aves, Accipitriformes, Accipitridae. The coding region runs from base 103 to 1314 and encodes 403 amino acids. The record is from RefSeq and is a predicted model, not a curated record. Gene Ontology annotation, biological process: positive regulation of TORC1 signaling. Gene Ontology annotation, cellular component: lysosomal membrane. The transcript has 7 exons.